GAGUUCAUUCAUUAAACUGUUUGAACGCAUUUCAAAACAAAACAAUAAAAUCACUGAAAAUAUAUCCAAAAAAUCAAUUGUUUUAUCAAUUAGUGAUAAUACGGCUCAAGAAGUGAUGUCAAACCGUAAUCAGUGGUCAAAUGUUAACAAUGGUAUGAAUCAGAGUUCAAUUCAAUACCGAUUGAAUCAAAGCGUACGCUUCAGCGCCAAACUGAAGACACGGACCCGUUUGGAGUCAUCGCAACACCAGUUGUGCGCUUAUGUCCACCGCAUAUGUCUUCAGAAUCGUUUGGAAGGAUUUAAUUACUGUAUUCGUCAUAUACUUGAAGACAGAAGUGCACCAUUCAGACAGUGUUCAUACAUUCACCCGCAAUCUGGCAAACGGUGUCCAAAUGCCGCCCGAAGGACUGACAGACGCGACAGUACUCUCUGUCCGUGGCAUCUGAAGAAACUGUAUCUCAAGCGCAAACAGGCGGCCAUUCAACAGAUUCGUCUUAAAUGUGAAGAAAGCCAUAAACGCAAUGAAGAGAUGAAGCAAGUGAUGACACGAUUGGAACACUUCUGUCCAAAUAAAGCUCACGACAACCGACGACUCGCACUCGAUUGGGUUCAACUUGAAGAUCAAAGUGUUACCGCUAGCGAUCAUUUAAGGAAGAAAAUGGUUGAAUCUGUGUCUAAUUUAAGCGCAUCCAAUGACGAUGACUGUUCUAAUACGUUUGUCGAAGAUGUCUUGCGAUCAGAUCCAUUGGACUCGGAUUCUGAAUCUGUUGACAGUAAUUGCGAAGAACCGCUUAAACGCGCCGGUGUUUAUGCGGCCGAAGAAGUUUCACUUAUUUUGAGAGAGAAGAUGUUAAGACUUCAAAAUCUAUAUAUCGAACAAUUUAAACGAUUCCAGUAUUUAUUAAAAGAAAAGAAAAAGAAUUAUUUGGUGUCACUUAAGAUGGAGAAAGAGAUGAAUGGAGUGAAGAGUAUAUCUCAAACAAUGCAACAAAAUCUAAGUUUUUCCAAACAAGAUAGGGAUGACUAUAAAAGACUUAAAGCUUUGUGGAGAUAUCAGAGACCUCAUGGACAGGAAGCUCUUCUCAAGAAAGAAGCCAACGAAAAGAGAAAAGCAUUUGUUGAUGGAAUUCAAUAUAAGGGAUCAACUCAUCCUAACUGUAUAUUUGUCAAAGAAGACGAGGUUUGCACCAAUAGGACAAUACCACUCUCUCAUUAUUGUCAAAAACACAUAUUAUAUGAUGUAAACCAAGUGUUAUACAGACCGUGUGCUUACGUUGAGAAGAUAUCCGAUGACCAGUGUUCCCCUCCGUGUCUCAAUCCAAUCAUCUCAUAUGUUCACCAAAAUACUUGUGUUUAUCACAAACAACUUAAGACUGAUAUCAAAGAUAUUAAUAAAUUGAUGGAUUCUAACGAAGACGAUGUCAACCAAAUUGUUUCACUUCCGACGGAACCAGAAUUGUUUCAGACUAUGGAUGACAUCGCAUCACUUGGUUUGGAUGCCGUCAAUCCAUCCAAUCUCUUCAGUUUAGAUCAAUUCGGAGAACUUGAAUCUACAGACUUAUUAAAUUAAUUUUUAUUUAAAAUUAAAUACUAAUUAUCGUAAU
This is a messenger RNA of Oppia nitens, 1604 nucleotides long. RefSeq names its product KAT8 regulatory NSL complex subunit 2-like (gene dgt1). The coding region runs from base 116 to 1570 and encodes 484 amino acids. Lineage: Eukaryota; Metazoa; Arthropoda; Arachnida; Sarcoptiformes; Oppiidae. The record is from RefSeq and is a predicted model, not a curated record. The transcript has 3 exons. Gene Ontology annotation, cellular component: NSL complex.